Messenger RNA from Microthlaspi erraticum, 609 nucleotides. The record is from the annotation of a GenBank genome assembly. Lineage: Eukaryota; Viridiplantae; Streptophyta; Magnoliopsida; Brassicales; Brassicaceae.
AUGUAUUCCAAGAGAAAUGGGAGAUUCUACUUGCCUGGUCCUGGAGGCCACCACUUGCUGUCCUUUGAUAGUUUGAUCUUAACUUCGACAAGAACGACUACAAGCCUGAGUUCCAUAAAUUGCUUUUUCGAAACUUUCCAGAGCCACCCGAGUCUGAGUGGGAUCUGCCGGAGCUGUUUUCUUCUUCUUCCAAGAUGGAACACCUCGUGGAGGCACCUUCCGGAGGUGAACGUUUCCUCGUCAAAUGGUAUAUAUAUACACUCUAGUCUCUCUACUCUCUAUACAUACGCCUACAGCAGUUUUGGCUUCGAAAAAAGUCUCAAUGUAACGCAGCUGUUCGUGGUGUUUAGAGAAGAGGAGACAACAGAGGGAAGAUGCAUGUGUUACACUGAUGACAUUGGAGAUAUGUGCAUCUUCAUUUGGAAGGGCGAGACAUUUUGCGUCCCGGCAAGCUCUUUCCCUGGACUCGUACCAAACUCCAUCUAUUUUAUAGGCUUUGGCUCAGGUAUCUACGACCUCACCACCAAAACCGCUUUUAAUUUUCAAGCUCCCAAAGGUUCACUGGAUCAGAUUUUGGCCCCUUACUGGUUUCAUCCAUCUUCUAGCUAG